AUGUAUGUAGCCCAUGCCAUUGCCACGAAUGAGACCUAUCGACUGGGUGUAGAACAGAUCAUUUGGUACGAUGCCACUUUGCUCCCUUCCGGAGGCGACGGAGAUCUGUUCCACGAGUACUCCGACGAGAGCGACGAACAAUUCCCUGAGGAGAUAGCCGCCGAAGCCCAAGAAAGCUUUGCCUGGUUUCCCAAACCCUUGCCGGGAUAUCAAUGGGCAGUGACCUCGCCUUGGGAUGGCGACGACGCUGUGGAGGAAGACAAGAGCUUAUGGCAUGGUUUUCGAAUCGUCACAAAGGUCCUAGCUGAAGAGAAGCACAACGUUACGGAACUGAUGCUUGACGCUUAUCAGCUGAAUACUGGCAUCAAUCACUUCGCCCUGAACCGAGGAACGGAAGAAUACGACAAUUUCUGCGACAUAGUAAGACGUCCCGGUUUCCAGAAGCUUCAUUCACUUCUUGUUGGUUUCUAUCUCGCCGAAAAAUAUGAGAUAUAUGACAAAGGAUACCUACACGAUGCCCUUUGUGGAGCAACCGAUAUGAGGCAUUUUAGUUUCCAUACGGACUUUGCCACGAAUCGGCAUUCUUUGACAAUUGACAUGUAUAAAUACACGUCGCUAUUCGACGUCUUUCCCAUCGACCGAUGGCAGCAGCUCACGCACUUCGGGCUAUCAAACGUACUGGUAGCAAAAUCAGAUCUUAUCACUUUCCUGUCAAAGUUGCCGCCAACAGUGCAAACUGUUGAGCUGAGCUUUCUCACUUUUAUGGAAGGUGACGGCCACUAUAUAAGCUUAAUGGAAGAUAUCCGCGAUAAGCUCGAUUGGAAACACCGACCUCUUGAGGGAAGGAUCAAGAUUUUAGCCAAGAUCUUUUGUUAUCUAUCGUACUGUGGCCGAUAUAUUUGUGUUGACAAGGAGGUCGAAGAAUUUGUAUACAACGACGGACCCCAACCGUUCCAGCUUAGGCAGCGCGGUAACAGCUCUGACGUUGAUCCGGGUACCGGCGUGCUAAAAGACUUGUUCAAUCCGGCUUGGGAAUGA
This is a messenger RNA of Fusarium fujikuroi IMI 58289, 1038 nucleotides long. RefSeq lists its product as uncharacterized. The record is from RefSeq and is a predicted model, not a curated record. The transcript has 2 exons. Bases 1 to 1038 code for a protein of 345 amino acids. Lineage: Eukaryota; Fungi; Ascomycota; Sordariomycetes; Hypocreales; Nectriaceae.